GGUCCUUGUUCACCUGGGUCCCGGCGUGACCUCUGCAGGCUUUGGGAGGCGUGAGCCGGGCAUUAGAAACCGGCGUUAGCUGGCGAGAGGGGUUCCGAGCGGUACCGGAGCCUCCCCGCGAGCAUUCUGCGCUUCUCGGCUCGCGCGGGGAGGAUUUAUGAGCUGGGUGUGGGGAGAGCCCGCGAGGCGGCGGCGGCGGAGGCUACAGGGGCAGCAUGGGUGUGAUAGGUGUGCAGCUGGUGGUUACCAUGGUGAUGGCUAGUAUUAUACAGAAGAUCAUACCUCACUACUCUCUGGCGCGGUGGCUUCUUUGUAGUGGCAGCUUGCGAUGGUAUCUGCAUCCCACAGAAGAAGAAUUACGUAUUCUUGCCGGGAAGCAACAAAAAGGAAAAAGCAAGAAAGAUAGGAAAUAUAAUGGUCAUAUUGAAAACAAACCGCUAACCAUUCCUAAAGACAUUGAUCUUCAUCUGGAAACAAAGUCUAUUACUGAAAUAGAUGCAUUAGCCUUGCAUUAUUUUCCUGAAUAUCAGUGGCUGGUGGACUUCACAGUUGCGGCUACAGUGGUAUAUUUGGUUACUGAAGCCUACUACAGCUGGGUGAAGCCCUCACAAGAAAUGAAUAUCAGUAUAGUCUGGUGUCUGCUUGUUCUGGCUUUUGCAAUCAAAAUAUUGUUUUCAUUAACUGCACACUACUUCAAAGUAGAAGAGGGAGGUGAGCGAUCUGUCUGCGUAACCUUUGGCUUCUUUUUCUUUGUCAAAGCCAUGACCAUUCUGAUAGUAACAGAAAAUUAUCUAGAAUUUGGACUCGAAUCAGGCUUCUCAAAUUUUUCAGAAAGUGCUGUGCAGUUUUUUGAAAAGCAAGGCUUGGAAUCCCAGGGUCCUGUUUCUAAACUAACCUUCAAAUUGUUCUUGGCUAUCCUUUGUUCGUUUAUUGGUGCUUUUUUGACAUUCCCUGGAUUGAGAUUGGCUCAGAUGCAUCUGGAUGCUUUGAGUUUAUCAACUGAAAAAAUCACCCAAACUCUGCUGCAUAUAAACUUCCUGGCACCCCUCCUGAUGGUCUUAUUGUGGGUAAAACCCAUUACCAAGGACUAUAUAAUGAAUCCCCCAUUGGGAAAAGAGAAUGUGCCUUUAAUGUCAGAAGCAACAUUUGAUACUCUCAGGUUGUGGAUUAUAAUUCUCCUGUGUGCUUUGAGGUUAGCCAUGAUGCGUAGUCAUCUCCAAGCCUAUCUUAAUUUAGCACAGAAAUGUGUGGAUCAAAUGAAAAAGGAAGUUGGCAGAAUAAGUACAGUUGAACUACAGAAAAUGGUGGCCAGAGUGUUUUAUUACCUUUGUAUAAUUGCACUUCAGUAUGUGGCGCCUCUGGUUAUGCUGCUUCACAUGACUCUGCUGCUGAAAACUUUAGGUAACUAUUCCUGGGGCAUUUAUCCAGAAGUUACUUCAGAUUUACCAGUGGAGAGAAGUCCACUGAGCAAUUCAGUAAACUCUGAAUCUUCAUCUGAUGAUGGAAAGGUGAAGGUAACUGUAAUACAGCUAACAAUGGCACUGGCUAGCCUGAAGAACAUUUUCACUCCACUCUUAUUCAGAGGACUUCUGUCCUUUCUCACUUGGUGGAUUGCUGCUUGUCUCUUUUCCACAAGCCUUUUUGGGCUGUUCUAUCAUCAAUACCUAACAGUGGCAUGACCUAACAAGUUCAAAGCUAGGAAGCCCAUGUGCCCAAAGGAGACUGAAGAAAAAAUGGAAGAAAUAACAUGACAGAGUCUUUUUCAUACAGUAAUUGCUUUCUCCAUGUUCCAGGCAAUUGUUGGGUAAUGUUGGAAAUCGCAAAUGAGUUUGUAACUUUGUUACCUAAAGUUGUAGGUAACUGCUGAAUUGUUUCUGGACUGCUUUGAAAUAUGUCGGAAGUACCUUCUGUUUUGGUGAACUUCGUGCUGCCCUGAAAACACUGUGUUAUUCAGUCAUUGAUUGGCUGAUCUUAGUGGUGUUAAGGUACUAGGGUUAAUAGUCACUGCAUAGAAAAUGGAACGUUCAACUGAGCCAUAUAAGGGGGUUGGAGAAGUUAUCCUGUUGGCAAAAACUGAAGAGCAAAGUCAUCCAACAGGACAAAGAAAUACUGUAUAUUACAGUAAAGGAAGCUGUUUCAAAAGAGUUUAUUGUAAAUAAAAUGCAUGGACUCAGCAAGCAUUUGUUCUAAAGGACUUAUUUACAUAUUACAGUAAGGGUAUUGUAUUGCAAUAUUGUGUCACUUGGUUACUUAAUAUAUGAAUGUUCAGGAGUGUGCAGUUGUCAGACUUUAAAAGCAUUUCACUCUUUGAGCACUCACAUACUUGAAACGCAUCUUUUAGUGGUUCUAAUGGAAGAGCAUUAAGUCGUAAGACUGCGAGACUACGUGUACCUCACUCCUGCACAAUCAUGUAUUAGAACUAUGCAAAGUGGUAUAAUAUGCUGAGGCUUCCACAGCAUAUGUGAAGCACUGUAUCCUAUAAUGUAAUGUGUCAGGAAGUCCUACAGAAUUUUCAUAUUGUAAAAGUAAAUAUAUUGUUUCAGUCUUAAUAUUCUUUUAAAAAUAAUAAAUGGCCAUAUGACUCCUUGGA
Lacerta agilis (Sand lizard) is the source of this 2590-nucleotide messenger RNA. RefSeq names its product transmembrane protein 161B (gene TMEM161B). The coding region runs from base 216 to 1679 and encodes 487 amino acids. The record is from RefSeq and is a predicted model, not a curated record. NCBI's taxonomy places the organism in Eukaryota, Metazoa, Chordata, Lepidosauria, Squamata, Lacertidae. The transcript has 12 exons.